Molecule: messenger RNA, 812 nt
Organism: Portunus trituberculatus (swimming crab)
Lineage: Eukaryota; Metazoa; Arthropoda; Malacostraca; Decapoda; Portunidae
Product: E3 ubiquitin-protein ligase UHRF1-like
Exons: 4
Coding region: 18-812 (264 amino acids)
Biological process (GO): protein ubiquitination; negative regulation of gene expression via chromosomal CpG island methylation
Molecular function (GO): ubiquitin protein ligase activity
Source: RefSeq, a predicted model, not a curated record
CAUCAGUGUGUACCAUAAUGAUUUUCAGGUUUUGUCCAUUGUGUAAGAAUGAUGACACUGAGAUUGUGAAGGCUGGAGAGAAGUUGAAAGACAGCAAGAAGAAGGCCAAGAUGGCAUCUGCCAAGGGAAACACCUCCCGUGAUUGGGGCAAAGGGUUUGCAUGUGCUGGACGCCAGAAAGUUUGCACCAUUGUUCCGCAGAAUCACUUUGGUCCUGUCCCUGGUGUGGAGGUUGGCACUCUUUGGAAAUUCAGGCUGCAGGCUUCCGAGGCUGGUGUACAUCGACCGCAUGUAGCAGGAAUCCAUGGCCGAGAGAAUGAGGGAGCUUACAGCAUAGUUUUGUCUGGUGGCUAUGAAGAUGAUGAAGACAAUGGAGAUUCAUUCACUUACACAGGCUCGGGUGGCCGUGACCUAUCAGGCAAUAAGCGAACAGCAGAGCAAUCCAGUGACCAGCAGCUGACUCGCAUGAACAGUGUAGGACUACUUCUGAGACCAUCGAACAUUUCCUGCUCCACUGCCCACACUUCCACGCCCACCACACUGCACCACGCUCACGGCUUUCCACUCUGGCCAUCACAACAUUUAACCUACCCACCCUCCUGGCGGCCUCAAGGGUCCAUGUCCACCCCUCAUGGCAACCUGCUGUCCUUUGCCUUACCUAUCCGUGGAAUCCGAAUCCGGAUCCGAGUACUUGAGCACGGGGUGGUGCGGCGCUGGAUUUGCCUGAGAGCGGGAUCCGACUGGCUGCCCUCUGACAAAUCCAAGCAGCGCGGUACUCGUCUAGCUGCUUGGAUUCGUCUCCCUGCGUGGUAA